AGGAUUCGCAUUGGUCGGUGGCCCUGUCAAUUAUUGAGCGGGCCCCACCCGGAUGACGUCAUCUCAGGUUCUUAAAACCCUUUGCCCCCAGACCAGGAACUAUAUUCUGGAGCAUACAAAGUGUCGAGUGUGUGGUUUUGAGACUGUUGAUUCAGAAGAUUUUCGCUAUGGCGGCAGAAGUGGAUAGAAACGUUGAACUUGCCAACAAUGAAGAGCACCAGGGCGAGGGGGAACAGCAGAAUGUGGUGAACAGGGUCACAAACCUGCCGCUUCUGAGCUCUGCCUAUGAUAUGGUGUCGGCUGCAUACAAUAACACCAAGGAGAACCAUCCAUAUGUCAAGACAGUCUGUGACGUUGCUGAACAGGGAGUGAAGGCCAUCUCUGCUGUGGCUGCCAGUGGUGCCAAGCCCAUUAUGAACAAGCUGGAACCACAAAUUGCAGCAGCUAAUGAAUAUGCCUGUAUGGGCUUGGAUAAGCUAGAAGAAAAGCUUCCAAUCCUUCAGCAGUCCACACCCCAGGUUGUUGCGGGUACCAAGGAGCUAGUUUCCUCCACUAUUACAGGAGCUAAGGAUGCUGUCUCCAACACAGUGACUGGUGUCGUUGACAUGGCCAAGGGAGCUGUGCAUAGCAGCAUUGAGAAGACCAAGAAUGUGGUAGCUGGAGGAGUAAACACUGUCAUGACAUCCAAAGUUGGCCAGAUGGUGGCCACUGGUGUGGACAGUGCACUCAAUAAAUCGGAAGAGAUGGUUGAUCAUUAUCUUCCUUUAACUGAAGAAGAACUAGCAAAGUUGGCCACAUCUACAGAAGGUUUUGAAGUGGCCCCAGUACAAGAGCAAAGUUACUAUGUGCGCUUGGGAUCUUUGUCUUCGAAAGUUCGGCACAGAGCAUACCAGCACUCGACUGCUAAGAUGCAGAAGGUCAGGCAAAGCAGCCAAGAAAUCAUCUCUCAGCUUCACAACACCAUGGAUCUAAUUGAAUUAGCAAGAAAAGGGAUGGAUUCAGCAAAUCAGAAGCUCCAUGAUGUUCAGGCGAAACUGCAUCAGGCCUGGGACGAUUGGGUAAAAAAUCAGCCAGAAGCUCAAGUGGCAGAACAAAAUGCUCAGAAGCCAGAGCAACUGGAAUCUCGUAUGUUAACUAUGACACGUGGUCUCACACAGCAGUUACAGACUACCUGCCUGACCUUGGUUUCAAAUGUUCACGGUCUCCCUCAACACGUUCAAGAGAAAGUGCAACAGAUCCGCAAAACAGCUGAAACCAUCCACACCUCGUUUUCCUCUGCUAAUUCCUUGGGGGAUCUCUCUGGGCAGCUGUUGGCCCAAAGUCGGGAACAAAUGGCAAAAAUUCGGGAAUCCAUGGAUGGGGUGAUGGAAUAUGUGCUUCAUAACACUCCCCUCAACUGGAUGGUUGGUCCCUUUGCCCCGCAGCUGACUGAGAAACCUCAGUCAUCAUCUGAGGAGAUGAUUGCAAUGGAUGAAGUUAAGGAGUAACUUCACCUCUGAGUUCUACUUGUUUGAUAGAUAACUUGACCUAUGUUUAAACUUGUGUUAAUUUUGGUAUUCAAACUUUGACCUUGCUAUUGGACUAAAUUUGUUUUUCUUGUUUUGCACAAUAUUCCUCCAAACUACUUGGCCUCAUCCAAUUAAUAUUGUCGAUAACAUGAAUUUUAACUUCUAAUUCUCCCAGUGCAAGGUGAAAUCUGUCCACACUUAUUUUGGUUAUACUGAUAUAAAACAAUAUUACAGAUGUGUGAACUUUUCAAUAAAUGAGAAGUGCCAGCAGAUCCCAUGGAAAAUUGACACUCUAAAGCUUGAAGGAUAGGAUUGAGUUGGAAGUUCAGUGGAACAUAACUUCAGGCAAAUGUAUCAUCUUUCAACAUAAUCUGGCUGGGGUAUUCCUAGCACUUAAUUCAUUGCAACAAUGCUGCAAAAUGGAUCUGAUGAAUUUCCCAAUACAAUUUGAGAAAUUCCUCUUGCAAUAUGUAUCAUUUGUGCAAUACAUUUUUGUGUCAGCCAGAUAAGGGAGAAUGUGCGCUGACCUUGAUCAGCUGCAGUUUUUCUACCUACCAGCCUAAAAGAAAUGUUGAAAUGUUUGAGAGGCAGCAGCAUGAACAACUUAAAAUGUUUGAGCACUAUGCAUGGGUGGAGGUGUUUGUUCUAAAAUUUAACCUAGUCCUAUUUGCAAUGUAUUUCUUGAUUUUGAAAUAGUAUUGUUAAAGUUGAGUUCCUCUUUGAAGGUGUGCAAAAUAGAACAAAGGUUUAAUUUGGAAUAAAUAAAAUAAACAGGAUGCCUGAAUACUGAAGAAUUUCACCAGCAUUACUUACACACUUUACCUUGCAGUCACUUUUCAGUUCUCCUGCAGUAUAGCAGAAUUUGGUUUGUUUUUAAUUUCAUAUUGGGUGAGUGUGUCCAAUGUUCAGGUCUGCAAAUGAAGUGAAUACUAUUGGUUAACUUUCAAUAAAGGUUAUAAUUGGAACUUAGUUUGUCUUCAAAUGAAAAUUUACUUUCAUUGUAGUGAAAUUACUAAAAUGCUAGUAUUGGUCUUUGCAAUGAGGUAUGUUUACUCAAAUGUACUACGUUAAGCAGUAUAAAUAAGGUACCAAUCAACUCUUUAGUGAAUGUAUUUAAUAAUCAAAAUUGUUUUGCUGGAAUGUAGCUUUAUCUUGAAAAUGCAUUGACUGUUCUAUUACCUAGCCCCAAGUUCAAUGAUCUAGAUAAAACUUGCAGCGGUAGCAAAAUUUAUAUUUACUCAGCCUGUUUAUUGCAGUCAGUGUAUGGAAUUUCUGUGCUCCGUGGCAUUAAAUCCUUCUUCACAAACACUUUUUUUUGACAUUGAUCCAAUUUGCAAAGCCUGUGCUAGCAUUGGUGCAUGGUGGCAAAGCUGGUCCUCAGUGGGCCAAGCUGGUGCCCAUGCAAUUAGGAUACUGUAUUUGAACAUGAGCUUGAAAUCUGCUCAGCCAGUGUGAAAUAUAUGCAAGUGAUCCCAUACUUAAUAGAAAAAUUCUCCCUCCCAAAUCCAAGAACAGAAGCCAUGAGGUCUAUGUUACUGCAAUCACCUGCAUGAACUAGUUACCAUGUUAGUCUCCUAGUCAAUCUUUGAGGAAGAUCAAUGCAUUGGUGAUAUUUAACAAGGGCCACCAUUUGUAGAAGUUGUUUACUAAAAGAUAAAAUUUUAAAAUGUUUCAUUGCUCGAUUUUGCUCAUAUCCAAAGUUUCUAUGAAAGUGUACCUACCUUGUGUAAUGCACUAUGCAAAAUAAAAACAAUUGGGUCUUUUUGA
Messenger RNA from Hypanus sabinus (Atlantic stingray), 3275 nucleotides. Its product is annotated as perilipin-3-like. Gene Ontology annotation, cellular component: lipid droplet; cytosol. Bases 168 to 1487 code for a protein of 439 amino acids. NCBI's taxonomy places the organism in Eukaryota, Metazoa, Chordata, Chondrichthyes, Myliobatiformes, Dasyatidae. The transcript has 8 exons. The record is from RefSeq and is a predicted model, not a curated record. Gene Ontology annotation, biological process: lipid storage; positive regulation of triglyceride storage.